CGCGCUGUGGUCUUCAAUGUCGACCACUGCUUAGCUCCCGAACACAAGUUUCCGAUACCACUGGAAGACUGUUAUCAUACGAUCUCCUGGGUGAUCGACCAUGCAGAAAAGUACAACAUCAACCCCCAGAAGAUAGGCUUAUGGGGAUGUUCCGCGGGUGCGAACCUGGCUGCUGCCGUCUGCCUUCGU
Messenger RNA from Dacryopinax primogenitus, 189 nucleotides. Its product is annotated as Alpha/beta hydrolase fold-3. The transcript has a single exon. The record is from RefSeq and is a predicted model, not a curated record. Gene Ontology annotation, molecular function: hydrolase activity. The annotation marks the transcript as partial. NCBI's taxonomy places the organism in Eukaryota, Fungi, Basidiomycota, Dacrymycetes, Dacrymycetales, Dacrymycetaceae.